UGCACAUGCGCAUGUGUGUACUUGGUAAAGGCGGAAGAUUGAAACGCCGCCUUACAUCCAUGUUUACAUCUCAUGGGACAGCAAUGACUUCUCAUCUGGGGGUUUAAGGUCCUAUUUGACAAAAGGGGUGGUCGAAAUGAAUCAUAAUGAAAGUGCAGAAGAAGAUGAGGCAAAUGAAAGUUUCUGGUCACCAGAGGUGAGUUCGUCUGGCAUGGACCGCAACCCAUCACCUCCACCCGCAGAUGGAGAGAAGACUGAGGAAGCGGGAGAUGCCAUAGGAGAAACCGUCUACAGCAAGCACUGGCUCUUUAGUACUCUAACCCGACUAGUCCAGAUGGUGACAAAACAUGAAUCUGAAGAAUCUGACACUCCAAUGCAACUUGCUGAUGAUGAAGAGGAAGAUCUGUGUAGAGUCUGGGAUAUGGCAAUGGACAAGGAUGUAGCUGGUUUCCUGCAGGAGUUCAAAGCCGCUGAUAUCCUUCUUGGGGUGAUUGCCAAAUCCCAAUGUCCUCGCCUAACAGAGAUUUGUGUAGGAAUCCUUGGCAACAUCGCAUGUUUCCCUGAUUCAUGUCUAGCCCUGAGCCAGAAUGAAGACUUGGGGAUAGUACUGUUGCUUCUGCUUGGAGACUCCGACCCUCCCACUCUGUUAGAGACCAGCAGAAUGCUGCUGACAUGUGUGUCCCAGAGAGAUGCUUGUGGGCUGUGGAUAGAGCGGAUAAGACAGCAGAGCGCUGUAUGCACCAGCCUUUGUUUCAUCAUGUGCAGCUCGACCAACUUGGAUCUGCUCGUGAAGGUGGGAGAGUUGGUUGACAAGCUAUUUGACCUUGAUGAGGAGCUGAUGAAGAGCUGGAUUAUAACACAGUUGAGAGAGGCAGAUGACAGUGAAAGCCAUCUGGAUGUGGCGGCAUCUUUACUUGAGGCUGCAAAGCAGCUCAGGAGUGAAAGCCCGGGGGGAUUAGAAGUGUACCUGCAUGUGCUAGAACUCCUGACGACCACAGACGAAGGCAUGCAGAUGUUUGCGGCUCGAGGCGGGCCAGGCAAGGCGGUGUGGGACUUUCUGUGUGUGUUGGUCUGUGAGGACCUCUGCCAGCCUGACGAUCCACCGCUGGUGCUACAGGAGCAGAAGGUGCUUCUAGUCCAGGCGCUGGCAGUGCUGUCGGCCCUCUACAGGCUCCAGCCCCAGUGGAACAGCCCGGUGGGUUCAUGCCUGCCUCUGGUUGGCAGUAUUCUGCGGGUGCUGCUGUAUCACAGUGAGAUUGUGGAGAACGAGAUACUACAAGAGAUUCAUACCCAGAGCAACGCUGGCAAAGACGUCAAACCAAAAGACGACCAGCUCCAGGCCCUGCUGGAGACAACAGCAGAGUUUCUGGCUGAAAUCCUCCACACUCUCCUCAAGGAGGACGUGGCUGAGCUGGUGCAGAGACAGUACCUGACACCGAAGAUGAUUCAGGCAGCAGUAAGCGGCCUGCUCCCUCAGUUCAAGCCGGCAUUGGAGCAGCUGGCUUCCUUGUUGACAGAAGCUUAUCCCCAGCUGGCCGAGGUGACGAGGAAGCGAUUGUGUGCCGGAGGCCCCGGGGAGCCAGAACACGCCCUUCAGGAGCUACAGGAGCCUGCUGAGAAACAGCCUUAGGUUGGAGCUCAUGGUCACGGAUCAAAGUGAUAUCACGUUCUGCUUUGGAUUCAUCAUAGGAGAUUUACCAGAAGGAACACUGAGAUAGUGUCGGUGUCAGUGUGUAUAUUUGAGACUUGUUUUGUUCAUUAAAUGUACAAUUUACAACAAGUUGAAUGUUUUAUUACCAUUUUAUUGUGUUAUUAUAUUGGAAUAUUUCCACUUAAUAUGGCUUUAAGAUUCGGCAGUAGAAUCCCUCCAUAGGUGACGGAUUGGAUCAUCUGGGAACUAUUGACCGGAGCAAAUAUGCUUUAAUGAUCAAGUAAUGCAAGAUUAAUACAUGAGCCGCGAUGAAUUAAACCUGCCCCAUUUUUAAAUGGACCAGAGUAAAAAUUAUUUGUGUCUUAUUUUACUUCGAUAUAAAUAGAAGACUCCCAUCAACAGUUCAGCCAUUUAUAUCAAGGUUAUCGUAAAAUACCUUUUUAGUCAUGUGGUCUUUCCCUCAGGCACUCUCACCAACUCAGGAUUUACAUUAGAAAGCUGUUCUCCAUAUCAAUCCAACCUUUAAUUAAAAAGCUGCUAUAUUCGCCCAGCUCUAGUGAACACUAGAAAUCAUGCGCAGGUCCUCUUGAGUGGGCGAAAUUGUGUAUUUGGAAACCAAAUGAGUUCAUUGUGUCCUGGCUCAGGCCUUUCAUCUCCUGUCGCCCCCCCCCCCGCCCUGCAGUGACUGUCACCCCCUUGUAAACACUUAAUGUUGUCGUCAGCGUGUCCCUUACUCAUAUGUUCGGAAAGGAUGAUGCAGACCACUACAUGCAACUUUAUGUCGAGCACCAACUUGCAUGACGUGUUCUGGAAAAUAAAAGAUAAUGGAAUAGCGCUGAUCGUAUUUUGCAGGUAAAGAUAUUGGUCCUCUUUAAAUAAAAUAA
Molecule: messenger RNA, 2535 nt
Organism: Gadus chalcogrammus (walleye pollock)
Lineage: Eukaryota; Metazoa; Chordata; Actinopteri; Gadiformes; Gadidae
Gene: saal1
Product: serum amyloid A-like 1
Exons: 13
Coding region: 137-1630 (497 amino acids)
Source: RefSeq, a predicted model, not a curated record